CUUGUUUUAUUUCUAACUUCCGGAUGUCUUUGCUCACAAACGAAGUUUCAACCUUUAAGCACACAUUAACUGGUAAGCCUAUUUAAGGCUUGAUGCAGACGGUGAAGCAGAUAAAGCAAGUUCUGGCAGAGGAAGUCAACAUCGUUUUACCUAAACGUGAAGGCUUCAAGAACACCUCCGGUAUGUCAUUGGUGGAUCUCGGUAAACGUCUGCUGGAUGCAGCCAAGCGUGGUGAGACAGAGGAAGUACGAACACUCAUGUCCAAUGGGGCGCCCUUUACAACUGAUUGGCUUGGCACAUCUCCGCUACACUUUGCAACACAGUACGGCCACAUAGAGACAGCAGAGAUACUGCUGCGUGCUGGAAUCAGUCGAGACGCGCGAACAAAGGUUGACCGGACUCCAUUACAUGUGGCUGCUCAGGAAGGCCAUGUAGAUAUUGUGGAACUCCUCAUCCAACACGCUGCAGACAUUGACGCCAAAGACAUGUUAAAGAUGACGCCAUUACAUUGGGCAACAGAGAAAGGCCACCUUGGUGUGAUUGAAUCUCUAGUAAGACACGGAGCUGAUACGAGUUGUGAUAACAAGUUUGACAAGACACCUCUUGAUAUUGCGGUCUCCAAUGGACGGUCUGAUAUAGCACAAAUGUUACAGUUAGCACAGCACACAGAGAUACAGGGUCUAGAGGAGGGAGAAUCAGUGACCAUAGAAACGACUGAGGUUGAGGCUGAUGCCAUUGAAACAGUUACCGUGACAACAUCAGACACAUUACAGUCUGAAGUUGAGAACAAAGAUGUCCUCCCUGUGAAUCUUUAUCACAACAUAGCCAAAACCUCCAAAGAUGCCAAGAGUUCGGACAACUCUUCAGUCCUGGCAACACUAGCAGCAUUGGCAGAGGCGACUGCACCAGGAACAACAACACAAGGUGUGAACAGUAAUGAUGCCUUGAGCUGGUUAGAGAGUCAGGGAAUCACAAUGAUUACAACAUCUGAGGGAGGAAUGAUCACGUCAGCUGUGGAGAGUGGACAAACCAUCACACUAACAGAGGCUGGGAAAAUUGCCCUAAACCUGAUUAAACAACAAGGUCUCCAAGAGACAGAGGCAACAGAAAUCAGUGAGGAGGAGACCGUUGGACUAGAGACUGAACAACAGAAGGUUAUAACCAUAGUCGCUGGUCAUGACCAGUCUGAGCUGACGGCCGAGGAGACGACGGUGCUGGAGGAGAUUGCUGGCGGUGGAGCCGGGGAUGCUACCCUCACUGUUGAUACAUCAGUAGAUACAUCAGAGGAGCCCGCAGCCAAGCGACAGCGGACUGAUGAAGGAGAGGGAGACUCGGCAUCAGAGGAUAUACAGAAACUGCUUGAUAACAAGGAAAGUCUGGAGAGUCUUGAUAAAGAUGCCCUGCGUAAACAGCUUGAGGAGAUCCAGAAACAAGCCGAGAAUUACAAACAGCAGCUCAAACAGAAGGAGGAGGAGGCGGAGGAAUACAAGAAAAAACUGAAUCAAAUUGGCACCACUAAGGAAACGCCGUGACACCGAGAUCAGCCGGAACGGGAGAAUGUUGAUCUAACAGUCCUAAUUCUGAACAAUUACUGAUCCACUAUUGUGCUCUGUUGAGGACAGUCAAUGUGUGAUUCCUGUGGGAUAUCAGUCAAGAGAACGUUGAGGGCCUCUUUGAUAGGAAAGGCCUGUAGUUAGUUUCUCAGUCCUUAACGAAGACAUGUCAACUAGUGGGAGAAAUUAUUUAUUAUAAUUGAGUGGAAUUUGUCAACAAUUUCUAGUGGAGAAGAAUUUGUCAACAAUUUCUAGUGGAGAAGAAUUUGUCAACAAUUUCUAGUUGAGUGGAAUUUGUCAACAAUU
Messenger RNA from Ylistrum balloti, 1859 nucleotides. Its product is annotated as GA-binding protein subunit beta-1-like. Gene Ontology annotation, cellular component: nucleus. Lineage: Eukaryota; Metazoa; Mollusca; Bivalvia; Pectinida; Pectinidae. The transcript is spliced from 12 exons. The record is from RefSeq and is a predicted model, not a curated record. Gene Ontology annotation, biological process: positive regulation of transcription by RNA polymerase II. Gene Ontology annotation, molecular function: protein binding; transcription cis-regulatory region binding. The coding region runs from base 93 to 1532 and encodes 479 amino acids.